UGUGGAAUUUUUUUUUUCAUAGAGUAGGUUACAUCAGGUUGCAUUGAUGUGGAGCUAGGUUGUCGUCUAUUUUUAUUUGUGUUUUGAUUCGAUUUAUGAGUUGUGAUGUUGUUUAUAAAUAUUCUUGUGUUCGGGGAUAUGUAAUUAUAUUAUUUUCUUCGGGUGUUAAAGAAGAUAAGCGGGCAGGAGGGUGCCAGCCAUGACGAGGGUGCGGGAGUGGGGGCUGCAGGACCGGCCGCUCAACACGGUCCAGUUCGAGUCGCCGUCGCACAUGGGCACCCUGCUGUGCGGCCUCAACACGCUGCGCACCCGGGGCUGGCUCCUGGACGUGACCCUGCUCGCUGAGGGAGAGGCCUUCCAGGCCCACAGGGCCGUGCUGGCCAGCUGCAGCGACUACUUCCGCGCCAUGUUCACGGACGCGAUGCGGGAGUCCCGGCAGAGCGAGAUCUGCCUGAACGGGGUGACGGCGGCCGGCAUCCGGCUGCUGCUUGACUACGCGUACACGUCGCGGCUCGCGCUCAACCUUGCCAACAUCCAGGACGUGCUGUCGGCCGCGAGCCACGUCCAGGUGGUGGCGGUGGUGGAGGCCUGCUCCACCUACCUGCAGGCGCAGCUGGACCUGGAGAACUGCGUGGACCUGGCCACGAUCGCGGAGACGUACUCGCUGGGCCAGCUGCGGCGACGCGUCUACCAGCUGAUGUGCGGCCGCCUGCGGGAGUUCUCGCACUGCCCCGACUUCCAGCGCCUGUCGCAGCAGCAGCUGGAGCACCUGCUGGACUGCGACUUCCCCGUGGACUGCGACGAGGGCGAGGUGCUGCGCUGCGCCCUGCGCUGGGCGAGCUGGGGGGACUCGCCGCGCCGCCUGGGCGCCUUGCCCCGCCUGCUGGCGCGCGUGCACUUCGCCGAGAUCCCGUCCCCACAGCGCGACCUGGCCCUCGAGUCCCUCUCCGGCCUGGACUACAAGGAGUGGGAUCUGUGCUACAGGCUGAUAUCUGAGCCCAGCCGACAGCUGUCCCAUCUCAAGAUCUCGGCCAACCCGUCCGCCAGCACUGUGCUCGUCAACUCCCGUGGCAUGGAGCUUGCCAUUGUCAAGGUGGGCGGGUUUGGCAUUGCUGGCAUCACCAACGAGAUCACCUACUUCCUGCGCAGUGCGGGCAAGUGGCGCCACCUCACCACCAUCCCGCACGUCGAGCAGUGCAACUUCGGCACCGCUGUCCUCGACAACGAGCUGUACGUGGUCGGGGGCUGUUUCAACCAAUCCCUCGAGGAGAACAUCCACCCGUUUGGUUUCCGGUACAGCCCCCGCUCCAACAAGUGGUCGACAAUGGCGCCCAUGCAGCGUGAGCGCUGCCGCUUCUCUCUGAACGUGCUGGGAGGCCACCUGUAUGCCAUCGGCGGCGUGAGCGAGGUGGACGACGCACGUGAGGACAGAGACGUGAGUGCGUGCGAGCGCUACGACCCGGCGACGGACUGCUGGGAGAGCGUUCGGCCCCUGCCGCUGUACUGCACGCAGCACGCCGGGGCCUCGUGGGGCUCCAGCAAGCUGUUCGUCUCCGGGGGCCUGGCCCACGACUCGGUGCACGGGAUGCUGCACUGCUACGACAGCUGCUCCGACUCGUGGGCCUGCCUGCAGCCCAUGAGGAUGCCGCGGGCCGACCACGUCAUGAUCACCGUCGGCGACAAGUUGUACGCUUGCGGUGGCUGGGCGGAAGACCCCGACUCCGGCAACAGGAUCCUGGUGGACAGCAUAGAUGUGUACGACGUGGCUGCGGACUGCUGGGAGGUGGUCACCCACGUCCCGACCCCACGCUACCACGCGGGCAUCGUCGGCGUCGCCUCCAAGAUAUACUUCGUCGGCGGCUUCCGCGGGGACACGCUCUUCGACAGAGCGACCGCUGUCAUCGAGUGCUACGACCUGGACACGGGUCUGUGGACGACGUGCGACAAGUACCCGCGGGAGAUCUGGGAGCACACCUGCAUCACCCUGUACAUCCCCCGCUGCCGGGAGGACAUGGAGGUGAUGACGGCGCCCGAGUCCCCCACCUAGCACCGCGCCGCCCUUUCGUGCCUGCCGGGGCUCCGGCUGUCCCCGAACCAACGUGUUCCGUGCUGCACCUGACCGACUGCUCACAGACUUCCGACAAGAAGGCUAAAAACCAUCUCCUUAACGAUAUUCCAAAAGAACACAAGGUCCGCUAUGUAUGUAAUUUAAAGAGAAUAAUCAACGAUAAUAUAAGUAAACCAACAAUUGCGUGGUGUAAAAACUUUUUUAUGCUGUGGCGACAUUUCUGUGGUUCGACUAGCUUCGUUGGGCAGCAAGAGACAAUUGGGAACUGGUAUGUUGCAGUUUGCCAUUGCCUCCAACUGGCCAGUAAGCUGAUUCAACCAGUGUCUCGCAAAAAUGUAUUUAUUUUCUUUGUGUGUGUGUGUGUGUGUGUGUGUGUGUGUGUGUCUGCCCAAAAGUACUAGCCUGCGAGAACCUUUCUCUCUUAAUUUUCUGCGUCGCAGGUGUGGUUUGAAAUUUAAUACUGAAUUUAAUUGAUUCUAAGCUGCACCAUUUUUUGUGACAUUUUGAGCUCAGGUAUUGGGGGAGUCUUAAAAUUGAUGGCAUUUUGGAUUCACAGAAGUGAUUUGAUUUUAAUGUGCACACUUUUAUUGAGUUUUUAAGAUCUGAAACUGGGAUGCAGCUUACAAUAUUGAUGAUUUCCAAAAUUGCAGAAAAACUUAACCUAUUACUAAAGUUUAAAUACAGCAAGUUAUCUAGUGAGAUGAAAAAUAAGGAUGUGGCUUAAGAGAUAGGAGAGGCUAGUCAACUGUAUUAUUACGAUAAUAUGCCGAUAAAUACUGGCAUACUACUAUAUAAAGUUAUGAAAUUGUUGUAUUGAAUGAUAAUUGUAAUUUUACAAAAACUAUGUAACAUAUAUUUUUAAGAUUUCAUCGAAACAUCACAUUAUAUAGUACAUAUUUAUUAUUUAAACACCUUAGAUUUUUUUAAAGUCGUAUGGAUGUAAAAAAAAUUUGUUUUUAACAUUUGAAGUUAGUGAUGAACUGUAAACAAUUUUUAAGCAUACUAAAGUUACUAAAUGCUUACAACUUUAAUUUCGAAUAUUGCUUCUUGUAAGGUAUUUAAGUCUAUGCCUGAGCAGAACCCCAUUAAAAUGUUGCAGAGAAGAUAUAGAUUAACUAUUUUUCAGUGAUGACUCAUAACCAGACAAAAAUACAAAAGUGGUGUGCUUGAAAUAUAUGUUAAAAUAUAUGGAAUUUCACUGGUGCUAUAAUAAAUUUUUGAUAGGAUGAUAUCUACCUCUGUAUAAACUACUUGAAGGGCAUAUAAGUGAUGACAGAGCUUCCUUCACUUAUGGUAGAGAUAACCCAAAACAUUUGUGUGAUUUGACAUUACAUAUUUGUUAUUGUAAUUGUGAAUGAAAAGUUUCUUAAAUGUUGGCACAUUUUUUUACUACAAGACUUAUCUCAUUGUACCUGAUGUUGUGAGAGAUGUUGAAAACUUUUUUCUAUUGAAUUGAUACGUGGAAAAUUAUUGAAGCAAUAUGUGUACGGUGUGUCACGUGUCAAAUUUAGUGAGUUGAGAUGAUCACUAUGAUCUGCAAACUGAUGGGAGUUGUGUUCAUUUGUUCAUAUUGAAGAUACAUAUUUGUUUUUAAGCAUUUUCACCUGCCUCGGUACUUUGUGCCUAAGUGAAUUGAGAUAUGUACUAUGUGUAGCUGUUGUAAAAUUUAUGUAUUGUAGUAAAAGCAAGUUUAUUGCACUGUGAUUUUGGUGUGAAGUUCUGUGAAGGAUGUGUGCACAUAGUUUGCUCUUUUUAAAUUCAGUCGCAACUUGUAAAUACAGGAAGUUUUAUCCCUCAUUUAGGUAAUUUUGAGGUGGAUAGAAUGAGAUGUAGAAAUUGCAACAGUUUGCUUUUUGCAUGAUUUUAUUAUAUUUUUCAUAUCUGCUUUAUUGACAGCACAGAUAAAAAAAUUGUUUGGCAGUUACAACGUAGUGUGUGUGUUUGCAUUCAAAGCAAUAUACAGUGGGUGUUCUUUCGUAUGGCAUUCUUUGGUUUGUUUUAUUCUUUAAUCGGGCACCAGUCCAUUCCCAUGUGUUUAGUUUUUUGGAGGAGAAUUGGGAAUUUAUUUCAAAGCCAUAUAAAAUGGAAGAAAUAGCAUGAAUAUUGAUUGAACAUUUUUUUUUGUUAGCUAACGGUUAAUUGUAGGGGUUCUAUUGUCACUACCUCUAAUUUAUGUUAUACACCUAGUACGUAAAAUAAAUUGAAUUGAAAAAUUAGUAAAGUCAAAAUCUGAGUUCCGCUCACUCCUGAGAUGACCUGGCUGUCUUCUGUCUCUUACUAGCUUACCUCACGUAUCUCUCCAUUCCCACACGAAGCAAGCUCAAAAUACUUUACCGCACACUUGAAGUUGGUUGGGCACAGCUCAGAUUAUGCUUAUUUUUUACACCUAAGGAGAUUUUUAUUUAGUCUUACUGUGUCAUAUUAUUCCUAUGUUGUCAAUCUACUGAAAAAUAAAUAUUUUUUCCAGUAAAAAUUUAACUACACACAGUUAGUUAUCUGCAACUCUGGUUUUUAUUCCUGCAGCAAAAGAUUUAAUUUAUUGAUUUUAUUUUAACAUGUUUUGUUUUACAUAUAGGGGCAUAUAAAUUUAAGGCAUCGACAAUACAGUCAUACUUACCUAAUUGUGUUAGCAAGAAUAUGUCGAGUUAAUUGAUUUAUAUUUCUUCCAUUUUCAUUUCAUUUCAUUGGGAUUUUUUUAGAAAUAAAUAAACUUGACGUAAUUUACUGUUCUAAAGGUGCUGCUAAUGGGUAAUCCAUCUGAAGAUACCUAAUUCUAAGAUGCGUGUUUUGUAAAGUUUUUCGGAACAGAAAGUCAUGCAGUAAAUUGAGGUAGAUGUGUGGACCUAUAAGAAUUGUGUUGUUGGUUCUGGACUUCACCGAAUGAGACAAUCAACGUUGGUAGCGAUAGAGGUCCAUGUAUUGUUUGUGCAGGUUUUGUGAAGUGUGAACAGUGUUCUGUCGCUAAAACUGACACUUAUCUGCCUUGUUGCAGCCAUGUUGCUAUUUGCCAUGUUAAGUUUGUUUGAAUGUUUAGAGAAUACUGAUAUGUUUUAAAGAUAUUAUUAUAGUACCUAAUAUAUAUUCACUGCGUACGUUGUAACAAUUACUAGCAUUUUAUUUUUAUGGAUGUGAAUAUUACUUAUAUUGUGCCAUGUUUUUUUGGUAAACUUGAUCUUGAUAUGAAUAAAAGUAAUUUUUUUAUAGUAUUAAAAUUUUGGUGUUUCAGUUUCAAGUUUACCAGAGAUAAGAAUGGCAGAUGCAUAUAUUGAUUAAUUGAAUUAUAUGUAAAUUUUGUGAAAUUAAAUGCUUGAUUAAUACCCAAUUUGUGUUUAAACUUAAUUGUAA
Messenger RNA from Bacillus rossius redtenbacheri, 5413 nucleotides. Its product is annotated as kelch-like protein 26. Gene Ontology annotation, molecular function: protein binding. The transcript has 10 exons. The record is from RefSeq and is a predicted model, not a curated record. The coding region runs from base 200 to 2047 and encodes 615 amino acids. NCBI's taxonomy places the organism in Eukaryota, Metazoa, Arthropoda, Insecta, Phasmatodea, Bacillidae.